UGGAAAUAGAGUGAAUGUUUUCGAACGGUCGUAUUUCGUGCAGUGACUUCUUUGGUGUACAGCAAAAUAUGGAUAAUUCUGCGUAUGUGCCGAAUCAUCUACCGCCGCCAUCCCUGGUCGUGUUUUCACAGGCCGGGGGGCUGCCGGAGGCUCUGAGAAUGCAAAGACCCUUCAAUCCACAAGUGACCGACUCGAAGGAUCUGCAAGUGCCGUUCAGCACCGCGGCCUCCCUCGGCUACGGCCUGCAUCAUAUGCUCCACUUGCCGCCGCAAUUCCUGCACCCGUUGGAUCACCGUUUGCCAUUCGGAGGGUUCAGGCCCAUCGGACCAUCGGCGUUCGCUCCGCCGAGCAAGUGUCUAAAGGUCGAGACCGGAAACGGCCCGGUGUCCGGCUCCGGGCUGCCGAGUAUCAGUUCCCUCUCGAGCAUGUCCAACAUGUUCUCGCCGUCGUCGUUGUCUUCUGCCAGCGGAGGCGCUGUAGUGUCCGUGUCAGGAGCGACCGCGAGCAUCGGAGGCGUUGGAGGCGUCGGAGGAGGCGCGAGCGCCGCGACGGCACAGGAAGUCGCACCUCAGAGCCCUGCCGGAUCUACCAGCCGAUCGCCCACGGGAACCGGAACCGGAUCGGUCCCUAAUCGCGGCACCACUCCCGAGGACGAGGAUCGCGAUGCGAACGCUACACCCGGAUCAGAGAACACCGAGCGUUCCACGCCUGAGGAGGGACGCCCGUAUCGACCGUCAGCCCUGCCCUUCUACGUUUCCUCCUGGGGUGACGAUUUACAGGGGCCGAUGACACAGCUUCCCCUAAUCCACAUUCCAAUUGCUUGUACUCGCUGUUCUACGGUAGACAG
Messenger RNA from Eufriesea mexicana, 847 nucleotides. RefSeq lists its product as uncharacterized. The record is from RefSeq and is a predicted model, not a curated record. The annotation marks the transcript as partial. The transcript is spliced from 4 exons. NCBI's taxonomy places the organism in Eukaryota, Metazoa, Arthropoda, Insecta, Hymenoptera, Apidae.